This is a messenger RNA of Lepisosteus oculatus (spotted gar), 3918 nucleotides long. RefSeq names its product torsin-1A-interacting protein 2-like. Gene Ontology annotation, biological process: membrane organization. Gene Ontology annotation, cellular component: membrane. NCBI's taxonomy places the organism in Eukaryota, Metazoa, Chordata, Actinopteri, Semionotiformes, Lepisosteidae. The record is from RefSeq and is a predicted model, not a curated record. Gene Ontology annotation, molecular function: ATPase activator activity.
AACCCUGCAGGAAUGCGACUGGGACAGCCAUAUUAGACGGAACACUGGAAUCCAAGCUGAGUUUGGAAUUAGUCUCUAUUGCAAGAUUCCUCGUUUCGAGCGUUUUCGUUCUACAGGAUAGUGCUGUUAUCAAACCUACGAAAGGGCCUGUCAACCUGAAACACUCAAGCCUUAUUUUUUGAUCUGUGAAUACUUCAACUAUUAUGCGGUACUAAAACUACCGAGAUAAUGUCGGCAACAACAGCGAAAAAACGUGUGUUCUUUUCUGACGUGACAGCGCGACAACCCAUUAAAGAGAGAAACUCGACUGGCUCUGCGGCUCGCAGCGCAAAUUCAGACUCUGCUCAACACGAAGGCGCUUUUUCCGGAAAACGCUUGUGUUCUUCCAAAACUAGUCCCCAGGAAACAACCUCCAGUUCUUCUUUCCGGCUUGCGGCAGGGAAGUCCUCCAAGUGUCUCGUAAAAGCAGGGGAUGAAGUAUCACGGAAGUCGGAUUCGCAAGACUUUUUAAAGAAAAGAUUGGAAUUAAACAUGCGGGAAACGAGGCAAAGAGCAGCGAAAACUGUCGUAGUGUCGGAAGAGAGCAGAGCAAGGAGAAAGAGAAAGAAAAAAGACACCCCAGCUGAAAAUGGGAGCCAGGCUGGAGCAGGCGAUGACAACAUGGAAAUCGAAGAAGAAAACUUGCAGCAAGAUGGCGAGGACGGUGAUUCUCCCAAUAAAAUAAGGAAAGUUCAGUUUGACGACGAAGAUCACAGCCAUCCUGGGACACCAAAGGAUUAUGAAGAGGAUAUCGAGAUGAAUGAAGAAGAGGAAGACCCAGUUCCUCUGGCAGAUAGAGAAUCUGAAGAUUUGCUCGGAUACAUGUAUAAAUCAAUUGGCCGCACUGAAGGUGAAUCAAUAAACUUAUCAAGGAACCAGAAACCUCCACCUCUGGAGAGGAGCGAAGGGCUUCGUCAGUAUUCGGCACACAUGUCUGAGGAACGUAUUUCAAGGAGGAGCAUUAGAAGUCACAGAAUUGUGGAGGACAGUGAAACAGGCCUGCCAAAACAAAACUAUGUAGGUUCUAAUCACAGUAUGUCAAAUGCAGGCUAUGCCAAAGGGCCCCCAUGCAGCCCGCUUAAACAGUAUGAGUGCCUGCUGAAUGUUCCUCGAUUGAAUCGGAUUGUAGAACGUGAAAAGAAAAAAGAAUACAGCACAGGACAAACUGUUGUCAAAAAGGGUCCUGUUUCUCCCCAACCCAGAAAAGGAUGGCUGUCUAAAUUUUUACUGGUGUGUCUGGCUCUGUUGAUCCUUGCGGCUCUCGUGGCUGUGCUUCCUUUCGUUGAAAGAGUCCGCCGAAGUAAAAAUCAGACAGACAUAAACUUUGAUGUGCAGAUUCUUGAAUUGGAGUCCAGCUUCCCCAGCCAGAGAAAGGAGCUGUGGAGGAGAAGCAGGAUUCACAUGGAGAAGCACCUUCAGUCAGAGGAGCCCACUGAACCCGUCAGCAUGAUCCUGACUGCUGGGCGCAAGGCUGAGAGGACACUGCACUGUCUGGCCAGUGGCCUGGCCAGGGCCUACUCCUCUGCCCUCAAUGCCAGUGCCCUCCACAUAGAUGGUUUGAGCAAGGCCGCGCUGGACAGUGACCGGGUCAAACUGGAAAUAGAUGAGGAGCUGACAGCCGCGUUUGAGGGGAACAAGAGGGCAGCAGUCAUCCACCGGUUUGAAGAGCUUCCUCCAGACUCGACACUCAUCUUCUACAAGUACUGUGACCAUGAGAACGCGGCCUACAGGGCUGUGUUUCUCAUCUUCACCGUUCUUCUGGAAGAGGAUGAGCUGGGCACCGAGCAGACUCUGGGCAGCGUGGAGGAGAAGGUCCGGGACUAUAUCGAGAACAAAUUCCUGUCUUCCCACCACCCGUCCACUUUCAACGAGAUGGACACUGACAAAUUUGGAGGCCUUUGGAGCCGCAUUUCGCAUUUGGUUGUACCCGUUACAGCUGAAGAUGGUACUGAAAAGCAAAGCUGUGAUUCUUAGAAAGAACCCAGCUGAGAUGGCGAAACAUUCUCCCUUUGUCCCUGGGACCAAUUUUUAGCACUUACAGUGAGGGAUAAUGAUCCCACUUUUUUCCAUUUCAAACCUAUUUUUUGACUGGAAGGUAGAGAUGUAGAGGAGAUGCAAUGUCUCAAUAAUAAAGUGGGAUUGCACUGGUUCUCCUUCUACUUUAGCUACAAGAACACCAAUAAAUAAUAAAAUAAAAUCAUCCUCACAUUGUCCUGAAAGGUUCUUAAGAUUUAGGGACCAAGUUGGCAAAAAAGGCGAAUGGUCAGGUAUGAUUCUUCAUGAAAGGAAAAGCUGUGGGGAGCAGCUAAUCAUUUAGCAUUUUUCUAGAGAUUUAAAAUUGAUGCAUUUUUAAAUUGCUUUUGCCAGCUUUCUGUGUGGUCCUCAGGUUCAUUCUCAUUGGUUUCAGUCAUUUUUUCUUUGGUUAAAGAAAACCAGGACUAAACAAACUGUUUGGGUGGGGUUUUGCUUUUUUUGGAGAAAUGAGCAUAUGUUUUUGUGCGUUUCAAAACAAAACUUAUAGGUUCAGACAAAUAAUUAUCGUUAAGGGUAGAUGAAUUUCUGCACCAGCUGACUUGAGAGUACUUGCUUUACAGCUCUUGGUAAAUAGUGGAAGAAAAGGAGAAGAAUAUUUUUAUGAAUGUUUUGUAUAUUUGAUACUGUCUGCUCUGCUUUUUAUCACUUGCGCUCUUGCUUUACUUGAAAGGCUUCUACUUGUGAAACUAUUUUUGCAGUACUGAAAAGCCAGUAUGGAGUUUUAGCUGGAAAUUCUCAGGGGUGCAAGUGCAUUCAUAAAUACCUGAUAAAUGUAUAGUGUAAUGGUAAAGAGAAAACAAAAAAAUGAAUUAAAUGUGUGCAGGUUCUUUAACUGUUUUUACACCUUUGAUUCAGUUUUUCAAAUGGUGUAUAUAGAAUGCAUUACUUACUCACAGAAGACAACUCAAACCUUAUUGUCUUCUCAACAAAGUGUGUUUUUCGGAGAGAGGUGGUGUGAAUUGAUGUUGUCUGAGUCGGUAUCGACAUGAGCAUAAAAUGUUUUUUUUUAUAUCUUUUAUUCUGUGCUAAUGAUCCUAAUGAUUUAGGAUUUAGGAUUUUUUACCUAACCAGUUUGAUUGUGCCUUACUAAGAGCUCAUACAUUAUAUGAUUGUGAAUUUUGUAAUUAAUACCAAAUAUUAAAGAUAAAAAUCUAUUUUGUUACCACAUGUUUGUGUUAAUUUGUAUCAUAGUACUGAAAUGUUAUAAUGGGAGAGAAGGUUCUUAGACUCCACCAAAUUAAAAGGUGUCUUCUUUCCUUUCACCACUGGGGGGAGUAAUUUUUUACUUUUUCUGCCUAGCAUCCAGUAUAAUUUAAAGGUCUGUUGGUGACUCAGUUGUAAAUAAUAGCUAAUAUUGUUUGUUUCCAAGCAUAUUUUAUGCAUCUCUUGCCACAUCACAUGGAUGCUGUACAUUUUUCUGUGCUGUUUUUCAUGUAGUGAAAGGAAAUGUAUGGAAUUACACUCAGCACAGAGGUCAUACUGUAUUGAUGGCUCUUUUAUUGACAGUGUCUGGGAACAGUAGCUCAAGAACCUUGCUCUUCUAUGCUUUAAAAUAUUGAAAGUUGAACUGCAGAACACAAAAUGUCAUUGUAUCAACGAGUGACUAAUAUCAAUCCAUUUAUUCAUAGGAAAAUCAUUGUGGGGUUGCAUAGCUGGAGGUUUACUGGUUUUUGAAAACGUUGUUAUUUCAGAGGUGGUUUAUUUCAGUGAAGGGAAGCCAUUAACUACUGUGAAUUCACAUUUCUUUCCAUUCUAGUUUUAGUCUGUUUCAGUCAUUUUUAUCCUGUAUAUACUGAUUAUUGAAUGUGAUAGCUUCUUAAAACAAUAAACUUUCCUGAGGUUUCA